AUGGCUUCCAAGUGGUUGUUGACGUGCGUCUCAGUUGCCGUGCUGCUGUGCAGCGUAGCGGCCAGGCCAGAGUCGGGAGGAAAAUAUCACGAGAAGGCGGACGGCAAUUACCUGCUGGUAGUCAACAAGGAUGGCAAAGCGCCGUUCGGCGGUAAGGUCAUUCAGAACGCCGCCUCGGUCACCGUGAGCGGCAACCUCAUGGUGGUGGUCAACGGACCCGUGAACGCGGCCGCUCAGUCGGUCGCCCAGCAGAUCGGCGGUUUCUGGCAGGAUCUGGUGAUUCGCGGCAGCGAGGCCGUCUUGGUGCACGGCAACUUGAUCCUCGUCACCGGCGGACCCAACAAUCAGGCCAACGCCAACGACCUGUCGCUCAUUCCCGUGUCGCACGACGCCCAAGUCGCCGACGGAACCAGAAUCGAGGUGAACGGUGUGAAUUUCGUCGUGGUCGGCAACAUCAUCGGCGACGCCAAGGCCAAGAAAUUCAUCCUGGAGAAACUCAAGGCCCAGGCCGAGGCCGCGGCCCAGAGUAGCGCCGAGGCUAAGGCCGCGGCCGAGGCGGAAGCUCGAGCCAAGGCGGCUGCAGAAGCUGCGGCCCGGGCCGCUGAACAGGCCCAAUCUGAAGCAGCCGCGAAAGCCGCUGCCGCUGCAAAAGCCGAGGCCGAGGCAAGGGCCAAGGCCAAGGCAGCCAGUGAGGCCCAAUUGAAACUUCAACAGGAAGCCGAUGCCCGAGCAGCCGCCGAGGCCCAGGCUUCCGCUGCCGCUAGCGCCCAAGCUAGCGCCAGAGCCGAGGCCCAGGCUCUCGCGGCCGCGGCUGCGAAGGCUAGGGCCCAGGCCGAAGCCGCUAGCGAGGCCCGAGUUCAGGCAGAAGCUGCCGCCCGGGCAGCAGCCGCUGCUAAAGCCGAAAGUAGCGCCAGAGCAGAAGCUCAAGCUCAGGCAGAAUCGAACGCCAGAGCAGUAGCCGAGAGUCAAGCCAAGGCUGCCAGUGAGGCUUCCGCUAACGCGAGCGCCGUAGCCCAGGCCACGGCAUCCGCCCAGGCAGCCGCCGACUCAACCGCCAGCGCCAGUGCCCAGGCAAGCGCAACCGCGGCCGCCCGAGCAAGCUCGGAAGCUCGAGCGAGCGCCGAAGCUAGCUCAAGAGCCAAGGAAGCCGCCAGGGCCCAGUCCGAGGCCGACGCAGCUGCUCGCGCGCAAGCCGUAGCCGCCGACGAAGCCGACAAAGCCGCCGAAGAUCUCAAGAAGUGCCAGCAGAGAGCCGACGAAGCCGCGGCCGCCGCCGAUCAAGCCGACGCGGCUUUGGCCGAAGCCGAAGCUCUGGUGAAAGCAAAAGUGACAGCAGCGGCCGAGGCUAAUGCCAGAGCCGUGAUCGAAGCAGAAGCCGCGGCCCAAGCAGAAUCAGAAGCUCGAGCUGCCGCGGAAGCUCUGGCAAUAGCUUCAUCGAAGGCCCAAUCCUUAGCCGAAGCACGUGCCGAAGCAGAAGCUCAUGCCCAGGCCCAGGCCCAGAUUGCAGCUAAGGCCCAAUCCGAUGCUCGAGCGGUCGCGGAGUCGAGGGCACAGGCCGCAGCCGAGGCUCGGGCCCAGGCCGAGGCUCACGCCCAAGCUGUGGCAGCAGCCGAGAGUGCGGCCCAAGCAGAAGCUCGUGCAAAGAGUGCAGCUGCCGCAGCCGCGCAGGCUGCCGCAGACGCAGAAUCUAGGGCCCAGGCCCAAGCCGAGGCCGCUGCCAGAGCUGCCGCUGCUGCCCAGGCACAGGCAGCCUCAGAGGCCCAGGCCCAAGCAGCUGCAUCCGCCCAAGCGAAAGCUGCCGCCCAGGCCCAGGCCACCGCAUCCGCCCAGGCCCAGGCAGUAGCAAUCGCAAAAGCGAAAGCAAACGCGGCUGCCAGAGCAAAAGCCCAAGCAGAAAGUGUAGCUUCCGCCAGCGCGAAAGCAAGCGCAAUCGCCAAGUCAAAAGCUCAAUCUCUAGCUGUCGCCGAAGCUAGCGCCCGGGCCGAAUCUUUAGGUAAUGCCCAGGCGGACGCCCGCGCCAAAAGUGAAGCUGAUUCUCGCGCCAAGAGUCAAGCCGAAGCCGAUGCCAGAUCACAGGCCGAAGCCGCUAUCGCUAACGCGGUAGCCGCCGCCAGAGCUAAGGCCCAAGCCGAGGCCCAAGCGAAAGCUAAGGCUAAAGCUGCUGAAGCUGCCAAAGCCGCCGCCGCUGCAUCCGCCCAGGCCCAGAGCGUGGCUAACGCAGUAGCUGCCGCCAAAGCUCAGUCCAAGACCGCAGCCGCCGAAGCUAAAGCUACCUCCGACGCCAAGGCCCAGAAGAAGGCCCAGGCCGACGCCGCGGCCCAGGCCAAGGCCAAGGGAGACGCUAUCUCGAAGGCCAUCGCCAACGCUUUGUCGAAGCAAAGCGCCCAGGCCAACGCCAACACGCAAUCGAUCUCGAAGACCGGAGACGCCAUCGCCUCCUCGGUGUCGUCGGCCAUAGCCGGUAACAAAUUCUUCGACGACGACGAUGACGACGACGAUUACGAUUAUUAA
Trichogramma pretiosum is the source of this 2511-nucleotide messenger RNA. RefSeq lists its product as uncharacterized. Gene Ontology annotation, biological process: signal transduction. NCBI's taxonomy places the organism in Eukaryota, Metazoa, Arthropoda, Insecta, Hymenoptera, Trichogrammatidae. The transcript is spliced from 2 exons. Bases 1 to 2511 code for a protein of 836 amino acids. Gene Ontology annotation, cellular component: membrane. The record is from RefSeq and is a predicted model, not a curated record.